AUGCAUAAAAGAAUUAGAACGAGACUUUUAGUUUUAGUGUUUGCCAUAAGUAUUCUUGCCUCAAUAACAUAUAUCAGUUCAUGUGAUACUUACAAUUUCCCAACACCAGUUGGAAUAAUACCUCAUUCUUAUGAGAACUCGAUAAAAUAUACUAAACCACAAGUAGGUCAAGUAAAAGCUCAACCAAGGCAUAUUUUUUGGGAUAAAGUUUUCAAUAUAUUUGAUGCUGGCAGCUUCAAUGUUACAGGAAUCGAUAAAAAAGACGCCAUUCAGUACGUUGAUAGAAAACUUCAAAUCAAAGGUCCUAAUACUAAAAAUGUCUUGUUAUCCAGAGCUAUAGUGGAGCCUAUAGUAUUUAAUGAAUUGAAAAACAAACAUGAUUUAGUAAAAUAUCAUUUACCUAAAAGAUUAGAAUCUUCUACCUACAAAUCAGGGACUAGUGGGAUAGUUAUAAUAGGGGGAGGAAAGUUUUCUUGGUUGGCAUAUUUAUCAUUGAAAGCUUUAAGAAAUACUGGAUCUACUUUACCAGUAGAAAUAAUUAUGCCUCAAUAUGAUGACUAUAUUAAGGAACAAGAAUUUUGUUCUCAAGCAUUACCAAAAUUAAAUGCUCAAUGUGUAAUACUCCCUGAGGUUUUGGGUGCCUCAGUGAUGUCGAGAUGGUCUGAUAAAAUGGCUAGUUAUCAAUUGAAAUCUUUAGCUUUAAUGGUUUCAACUUUCCAGAAUGUGUUAUUGUUAGAUUCUGAUAAUGUGUUGGUUCAAAAUCCUGACAAUUUAUUUAAGAGUGACCUAUUCAAAACAAAUGGUAUGAUAACUUGGCCAGAUUAUUGGAAACGUUCCAUAUCUCCUUUGUUCUAUAACAUUUCUAGAGUUCAAGUCAAUGAAAAGAAGAGAAUAAGAUAUAAUAGAUUCCCCUUAUUUGUUGACUCUUCAACAAAAGAGAAUGUUCAGACGCUUGAAAAUGAAGAAGAAAACGUUCCAUAUCACGACUUGGAAGGUACAAUCCCUGAUUUAUCUACCGAAUCGGGACAAUUGAUGAUCAACAAGAAAACUCAUUCUUGUACACUUUUAUUAUCAAUGUACUAUAACCUAUUGGGCCCUGAUUUAUAUUACAAAUUAUUCUCUUUGGGUGAACCAGGAGAAGGUGAUAAAGAUACCUUCCCAGCUGCUGCAGUAGUUUGCAAAGAAAAAUUCUAUCAAGUUAAAUCAUUUAUUAGAACUUUUGGAUAUUUUGAUAAUGGGGGUAAUUUCAGAGGCGUAGCUAUGGGACAGAAGGAUCCCCUUUUUGAUCUCGGCAAGACUGAAACUCAUUUAACAAAGCCUGAUGGAGUAAGUGAGAUAAAAUUUAAAUCAAUACCCAAACAAAUUGAAAGACUUAAAGGAAUUGAAGGUGAACAAUUCGAUACUUGGCCAGUACCUUUGUUUGCUAUUCAUUGCAAUUUCCCUAAAUUAGAUCCAAUUGGCUUGAUGGAAAGAGAUGAUUUGUUUGAUGUGAAAAACUUCAGACUCAACUACAGAAUGUUUGAUGGUUUAACAUACGAUGAUCCGAAUAAUGAGGGUAAUAAGUUAGACUUUGAAUUGGAACAAUGGAAGAAUAUGGAGUCUUCUUUAUGUGAUGAAGAUCCAGGAUUCUCUCAUUUUCGAAAAAAUGAAAUUCAGUAUUAUUGUUUAUUCGCCAAAAGUCAAGUGAAAUGGUUAAGUUCUUCUGUAUGA
Molecule: messenger RNA, 1710 nt
Organism: Yamadazyma jaroonii
Lineage: Eukaryota; Fungi; Ascomycota; Pichiomycetes; Serinales; Debaryomycetaceae
Source: the annotation of a GenBank genome assembly